Hyaena hyaena (striped hyena) is the source of this 966-nucleotide messenger RNA. RefSeq names its product olfactory receptor 56B4-like. Bases 1 to 966 code for a protein of 321 amino acids. NCBI's taxonomy places the organism in Eukaryota, Metazoa, Chordata, Mammalia, Carnivora, Hyaenidae. Gene Ontology annotation, biological process: G protein-coupled receptor signaling pathway. The record is from RefSeq and is a predicted model, not a curated record. Gene Ontology annotation, molecular function: olfactory receptor activity; G protein-coupled receptor activity. Gene Ontology annotation, cellular component: membrane. The transcript has a single exon.
AUGGACACUCCUACCAGUGUUACCAACAGUUCCAGCCUCCAGAUUUCCCACUUCAUCCUGAUGGGGCUUCCAGGCAUCCAUGAGUGGCAGCACUGGCUCUCCCUGCCCCUGGCUCUGCUCUACUUCUUAGCUCUUUGUGCCAACAUCCUCAUCUUGACCACGAUCCAAAAUGAGGCCAUGCUGCAUGUGCCUGUGUACCAUUUUCUGGGCGUAUUGGCAGUUGUGGACAUGGGCCUGGCCACCACCAUCAUGCCCAAGAUCCUGGCUAUCUUCUGGUUUGAUGCCAAGGCCAUCAGCCUCCCUGAGUGUUUUGUUCAGAUCUAUUCCAUCCACUGCUUCUUAUGCAUGGAAUCUGGUGUCUUCCUCUGCAUGGCAGUGGACAGAUAUAUAGCCAUCUGUCACCCCCUUCGAUACCCCUCUAUAGUCACUGAUGCUUUUGUGGUCAAAGCCACAGGAUUCAUGGUGCUCAGGAAUGGCCUGUUUACUAUUCCAGUUCCAGUACUGGCUGCCCAGAGACACUAUUGCUCCAAGAAUGAAAUUGACCACUGCCUCUGUUCUAAUUUGGGGGUCACCAGUCUAGCCUGUGAUGACAUCACUGUGAACAAAUUUUACCAGAUGAUCUUAGCAUGGAUCCUUAUUGGGAGUGAUAUGGCUCUGGUUUUUUCUUCCUAUGUGUUAAUCCUUCGCUCUGUGCUGAGGUUGAACUCACCAGAAGCAAUGUCAAAGGCUCUGGGGACCUGUAGCUCCCACCUCAUUCUCAUCCUCUUCUUCUACACAGGUAUCAUUGUGUUGUCUGUGACACACUUUGCAGAGAAAAAGAUCCCCCUAAUCCCUGUACUCCUUAAUGUGCUACACAAUGUCAUACCCCCUGCACUCAAUCCCAUGGUCUAUGCACUCAGGAUGCAAGAGCUCAGGCUGGGCUUCCAAAGACUACUUGGGCUGAGUGAAGAUAUGUCCACUAAGUAA